CGUGUCACGGUGUGAAAAGAAAAUACUGACUGAUGGGCGGCUAAAUGGAUUGAGACGGUCCGUCGAGAGAAAGAAUAAGAGAAGAUAGUGAGAGAGAGAGCGAGGACGAAUAAUCCAGCUAAUCCUGGCCAAUCCCAGCCGUUCAGACUCCUCUGGAGCCACAGACAAAACACGGCGGAUAACACGCACAUCUGAUGUGCUUUAGACAGGCUGUUUUGGGGGAUCCUGGGAUGCCAAAGGCCUGCGGUGGGAUUCGUAAACACUAAAACAACAGAUUAGAGCGACCGUUGGAUGUCAGAUAAUUGUCGGAGAGCAAAGAACAGAAAGUGAGGGACCAGAUGAGCAUUUAUGUGUAGAAAAUGAAAAGCUUGCAAUGACAAAAACACUCCUUCACAGAUUUCACCUUGACAAGCAUAGAUAUAAAUUGAGAGCUGCAGAUUUUCUUCAGAUAACUGAACAUUCAUUACAGUCCCAUGUGUUUUGUGCUGAAGAAGAGCUGAUUCAGACUUUCCUUCAAAAACUACUGAUGAUGGACUACAGAGCAAGAUACAUUAAUGUUGAGACCAAUGACGAAGGUCACAACCAACAAGGCAGCAGUGAUUCACCUAUACAGGAAGCAGAUUGUGAUGAUAUAUUUUUUGAAUUAAUGUCUAACAGAGAAAGAAGUAAAUUUGACCCUGUGCACCCAAUGGAUGUUCAGAUGGCUGUGUUUCAUUGUGCUGAUGGUUUCCUGAAGCAGCUAAUGGUGACUAAACUGUCCCAGUGUCAGUACGCUCUGCCUUUGCUUGUUCCUGAUCCAUUCACACAACAGAUUGAGUUUCCUCUCUGGACAUUCAGACAAAUCAACAAGAGCUGGAAGAUGACAAACAUCAACAAUGAAACGAUCAGUCAAACCCAGCCGAUCUACAAGGCAAAAACUCCAAUGGUGUUUUUCUUCAGGUUUGGCUCUGUGUCUUCAUCCAAGUCUCAGCUGAUGAACAGUUUGAUCAAUGAGAAACACAACACGUUCUUUCACAGGAACUGCCCAGGCAGCAGCAGAACCAGAGUCCUGAUGGAUGGAGUGGUGGAGAUUGCCUGGUUCUGCCCCUCUGGGAAAAACGUGGAUAAAUUCAGUAACCGUGUUGCAUUCUGUAAUCUACAUGGAGAUGCAGGAGUCCAUGAGAAACAGCUGCAGAUCCUCACUGAAAUGGCCUCAGUCAAUGUUGUUCUUCUAUCACAACUUGAGAGGAAUGACAGAAGCAUGAUGAAAGUUCAAGAACUCUAUAAGGAUUCAAAGCCACUCAUUUGUCUUUUUGCUAAGAAUGAUUCAGCAUGCACUAAGACACGGAAAGGAAAAUACAAGAUUGGUUUGAAAGACAGAAAUCAGUCAGAAGUAUCUGAAGAACUCAGAAGAGCUAUAAAUGAUUGUUUUACUGGGGAAGAAAGAUCUGAGAGGAAUCAAAGAAUCAUUUCUGCCUCAUCAGGGGAAUCUGUGGCAUCAGUGGAGUCAGAAGAACAAAGAACUACAUCAACCUCAAGAAGAUGA
Molecule: messenger RNA, 1525 nt
Organism: Sinocyclocheilus rhinocerous
Lineage: Eukaryota; Metazoa; Chordata; Actinopteri; Cypriniformes; Cyprinidae
Product: interferon-induced very large GTPase 1-like
Exons: 2
Coding region: 374-1525 (383 amino acids)
Source: RefSeq, a predicted model, not a curated record